AUGCGUUUCUCUACUAUCUUCGUCGCCGCCCUUUCUUCCGCUGGAUUCGCUAUGGCGACCACCUCCAAGAACGGAAUCGUACAGAACGGAGCUUUCAACUCCGAUGCAUACGGCUGGGACGUGAACACCUAUAGGGAAGGUGUCGUCGGUUGGGGUCCCGACAUCUCGCAGCCUCACGGUUCUCCUCCCUUGGUCUUGGGAUGGCACUGGGACUACAAACACGUCAAAGACGGAACUAUCGCCCCUCACUUCGGUAUCCUCUCUCAGCAGAUCAACAACUUGAUUCCCAAUGGCUACUAUACCCUAAGCUUCGCCGCUUACAACGACAACACCAACACCGACUCCGACUACUUCCUUCGAGUCAAGAUUGAUGAUAACCAGAUAAGCGAGGGUAGUUCGCUGGGCUUGACAAACCUGGUGACUACGUUCGAGAUCACCUUCCAAGCGCCCGCUUCGGCCGCCCAGGGAGUCAAACUCUCUUUCGAGAGCCAGAACAAUGCCGGAAGCGUAUUCCUCGACGAGAUCGGCAUCACCGCCAAACUUACCGCCUCCCAAUCCGUUGUCCAAGCUCGUCGUCGUCGAUUGGCCGAAAAGAGGGAUACGCUCUGUUCCCGUCCGAGCGAGAAGGCUUGUCCGAUUGGGGGGUGGCCUUAUAGGGUCGAUCUGGCGGAGAACGCUGCUGUUUUGAAGAAGGUCGGCUGGGAAUGUAUCGACACCGCACAAGAGCUUGAAUCGUGUGGUGGAUGCGCUUCCGUACCUGGCGAUGGGGUCAACUGUCUCGCGAUCCCUGGAGUUGACGCUUAUGGAGUGUCGUGCACGACGGGUCAAUGUGUGAUCGAUGCUUGUGAGGAAGGAUACACGGUCUCGGCAGAUCAGUCCACCUGUGUCCCCAACUGAGGCAGCUUGAGUUACUUCGGCCGAGCGAACCUCCCGGAUACGAUAUCCAUGGACAAUUUCCUAUAUCCUAGUGACUGCGGAUCAGCAGCUGUACGACCUAUGUAAU
Messenger RNA from Filobasidium floriforme, 1003 nucleotides. RefSeq lists its product as uncharacterized. The coding region runs from base 1 to 897 and encodes 298 amino acids. NCBI's taxonomy places the organism in Eukaryota, Fungi, Basidiomycota, Tremellomycetes, Filobasidiales, Filobasidiaceae. The transcript has 7 exons. The record is from RefSeq and is a predicted model, not a curated record.